GCUAUGUCAUGUCAUGUGUUGAUGUGUCAUUCCAUUCCAUUACAAAAUCAUAUAAACCGUGUCAUUUACUUGCUGUCAUUGCCCUGUUGUUCUUUCUACCGGUCGCAUAAUUUUCCUGUGUGUAUUAUAAGUGAAAAUGGUUACGACACUUGAAUUGCAUGGAUAUGACGAGUUUCAAAAAUAUGUUGCAAACAUAGAUCCAAAUAGCCGUUCAGUAGUAGUGUACUUCACUGGAGAAAAGCUGCCUUCUGGACUUAGUUGGUGCAUUGAUUGUGUUGAAGCUGAGCCUGUAGUCAAGGCUUACCUGAAUGAGCUGAAAAAAGAAAUUACAUUUGUCUUUGUUGAUGUCGGCAACCCUGAAACGUGGAGGAACAAAGCUUGCCCAUUCCGGACAGACAGCCGCACAAGACUCAUGGUGAUUCCAACAAUCAUUGUUUGGAAUGGCGUGCAGAGACUGGAAGGCAGCCAGUGCGCAAAGAGGGAACUACUAAACAUGCUGUUUGAAGACGAAGACUGAAGGCUGAAGAUCACGGAACUGCUCUAAUCUACCUGAUAUAUUAUAUUCUUGUAUAUAACACGUAUGUACUCAUAAGAAAGUGGAGACAAAAAUCGUUACAAAAUC
Messenger RNA from Spodoptera frugiperda (fall armyworm), 622 nucleotides. RefSeq names its product thioredoxin domain-containing protein 17. Gene Ontology annotation, molecular function: protein-disulfide reductase [NAD(P)H] activity. Gene Ontology annotation, cellular component: cytosol. NCBI's taxonomy places the organism in Eukaryota, Metazoa, Arthropoda, Insecta, Lepidoptera, Noctuidae. The transcript is spliced from 3 exons. The record is from RefSeq and is a predicted model, not a curated record. Bases 137 to 517 code for a protein of 126 amino acids.